AUGGAGCAAGCCGGCGUUGAAAAGGGAGGGAAGCCCGAGGUGUUCGCCUCGAUCCUUGUCCUCAUGAAUACGUGGGGUUACGUGAACUCAUUUGGAACAUUUCAAGCGUACUACACGACAGAACUGUCUCGAUCACCAUCCGACGUGGCUUGGAUCGGAUCUUUUCAAGUCUUUCUCCUUUUCUUCAUCGGUAGCAUCGUUGGCCGACUCUGCGAUGCCGGCUAUGUAAGGCACCUAGUCGCGCUUGGCUCCGUGUUCCAGCUUGUAGGCAUAUUCGCUACCUCGGUCGCAACGAAGUAUUGGCAGGUGUUUCUUUGCCAGGGGCUCUGCGUCGGUCUCGGCAAUGGCCUCACGUUUUGCCCUUGCAUCUCUGUGCUGCCCACGUAUUUCACCAAGAAGAGAGGGAUUGCCAUCGGCAUCGCAUUCUGCGGAACAUCCAUCGGCGGACUUGUCUUUCCAACAAUGGUGAGGCAGUUGCUGCCAAAAAUUGGCUUUGGCCAGACUGUUCGUGCCAUUGGUUUCAUCCAGGUCGGGAACUUGUGCUUCAUGGGCGUUUACGUGCCCUUUUACUACGCUGCCUCAUAUAGCCGUGAUUCCUUGGGCAUGAAAUACACCGACAGCUUGAAUGUGCUCCUCAUCUUGAACGGGGUUGGCCUCGUCGGUCGCACGCUCCCCGCAUACUUGGCUGAUCACUUUGGACCAAUCAACGUUUUCAUCCCCACAUCCGCCAUUGCGUGCAUCUGUGUGUUUUGUUGGAUGGCCAUCCAUAGCGCCAAUGGUCUGUACGUGUGGGCCUCAAUCUUUGGCAUCGUAGCUGGCGGGGUCCAGGGAUUAUUUCCGACGGCGGUUAACAGCCUCACGCGCGAGAACGAGCUGGAUAAGAUGGGGUCAGGUCGGGAAUGA
Messenger RNA from Parascedosporium putredinis, 903 nucleotides. The record is from the annotation of a GenBank genome assembly. Lineage: Eukaryota; Fungi; Ascomycota; Sordariomycetes; Microascales; Microascaceae.